UACCACAGGAACUAUAUCAUCAUAAUCGUCACGCCGAUUGUAUUCCUUCCUCUGCCUCUCGUCUAUCCUUCAUCGGUGAGUGAAGCCAGAUGUGGCUACGCGAUCAUCCUCAUGGCACUGUACUGGUGCACAGAGUGCAUGCCUCUGGCUGUGACUGCCUUACUGCCAGUCGUCCUCUUCCCUAUGAUGGGCAUCAUGAAGGGUGGAGAGGUCAGUAUUGAGUAUCUGAAAGACUCGAACAUGCUGUUCAUCGGAGGUCUGCUGGUGGCCAUCGCGGUCGAACACUGGAACCUCCAUAAACGAAUCGCUCUCCGGGUUUUGCUGCUGGUUGGUGUUCGUCCAUCACUGUUAAUGAUUGGCUUCAUGAGCGUCUCGGCGUUCCUGUCCAUGUGGAUCAGCAACACAGCCACCACAGCCAUGAUGCUACCAAUCGCACAUGCUGUGCUCCAGCAGCUGAAAGAUACAGAGAUCCAUGCAAAUGAGCGUGAUCUCCAGGCCCAAGCUGCGGACAACCACGCAUUUGAGCUGGAAGUUCAAACCAAGCCGGAGACGAUACACGAAAGAGACACACAGGAUCCUGUGUAUGUACAUGACACACAGCGAGAGUUCAGAGAAAAAGCCAUAGAAGCGAAGUAUGACCUUCUGACCAAAGGGAUGAGUCUUAGUGUGUGUUACUCUGCCAGCAUUGGAGGCACGGCCACGCUCACAGGGACCACGCCUAAUCUCAUCCUCAAGGGCCAAAUGGACGAGAUCUUCCCUAACAAUACUGAUGUGAUCAACUUUGCCAGCUGGUUUGGUUUUUGUUUUCCCAGCAUGGUGCUCAUGCUGGUGCUCGCCUGGUUCUGGCUUCAUUUUAUGUUCCUGGGCUUCAAUUUGAAGAAGUCAUUUGGCUGUGGUGAGAAAAGUGAAAGCGACAGAGCGGCAUACGCAGUGAUGAAGGUGGAGUACAAGAAGCUGGGAUGUAUCAAGUUUGCAGAGGUGGCGGUGCUCAUCCUCUUUAUCUUGCUCGUGCUUCUGUGGUUUUUCAGAGAGCCGGGCUUCAUGCCUGGCUGGGCCACAGUGCUGUUCAAUAAGGAUGCUGUGUAUGUGACAGACGGAACGGUUGCCAUCCUAAUGGCAUCGCUCUUCUUCGUCAUCCCCUCUCAGCUGCCGUUUGGCAAUUAUGGAUACACAAAUGAAGGUAAGAGGAUAAAGGCUCCACCGGCUCUGUUGACCUGGAAGGUGGUUCAUGAACGAAUGCCCUGGAAUGUAGUGCUGCUGUUGGGGGGAGGUUUUGCUCUUGCUGCUGGCAGUGAGGUAUCAAAUCUAUCCAAGUGGUUGGGAGAAAACCUGUCACCUCUUCAGACUAUUCCCCCCUUUGCUAUCUCACUGGUGCUUUCCCUACUUAUUGCCACAUUCACCGAGUGCUCCAGUAACACAGCUACCACCACCCUGUUCCUGCCCAUAUUGGCGUCAAUGGCCCAAAAUAUUAAGCUCCACCCACUCUACGUGAUGCUGCCCUGCACCAUUGCUGCCUCUCUGGCCUUCAUGCUACCUGUGGCCACACCACCCAAUGCCAUUGCCUUUUCUUUUGGAAACCUCAAAGUCCUAGAUAUGGUGAAAGCUGGUUUCAUGCUCAACAUCAUCGGGAUCCUGUGCAUUAAUUUAGCCAUCAACACCUGGGGAAGAGUCAUGUUUAACUUGGACACUUUUCCAGAUUGGGCCAACACUACAGAUAGUGAACCUUGA
Pelmatolapia mariae (spotted tilapia) is the source of this 1728-nucleotide messenger RNA. It is a transcript of the gene slc13a2, whose product is annotated as solute carrier family 13 member 2. Gene Ontology annotation, biological process: transmembrane transport. NCBI's taxonomy places the organism in Eukaryota, Metazoa, Chordata, Actinopteri, Cichliformes, Cichlidae. The record is from RefSeq and is a predicted model, not a curated record. Gene Ontology annotation, cellular component: membrane. Gene Ontology annotation, molecular function: transmembrane transporter activity. The transcript is spliced from 12 exons. Bases 112 to 1728 code for a protein of 538 amino acids.